Cercospora beticola is the source of this 1817-nucleotide messenger RNA. It is a transcript of the gene STS1, whose product is annotated as Sts1p. Gene Ontology annotation, biological process: proteasome localization; nuclear protein quality control by the ubiquitin-proteasome system. NCBI's taxonomy places the organism in Eukaryota, Fungi, Ascomycota, Dothideomycetes, Mycosphaerellales, Mycosphaerellaceae. Gene Ontology annotation, molecular function: proteasome binding. The record is from RefSeq and is a predicted model, not a curated record. Gene Ontology annotation, cellular component: nuclear membrane; nucleus.
CUCGUGUCCAUAGGUCGUCGACUAACACGACUCUUCUCAAACAAACAACCUGCACCGGCACCUACGCCCUCGUCCAACACAUCGUCCGCCGGCCGGCCCACCGCACCGCUCAAUCUCCUUUGUCCGCCCCCUUCACGCCGGGCCCAGCACAUUCACGAGCCUCGACGGCGGAUCUGGGCGACGUCUGCACCACCACGACCAGCUUCCGCCCCUCCAGCUUCCGCCGCGAGCUCCAGGAUGAACAGCAUCAGCACCCUCCCACCGCCUCCUCACCUUCUCGCCAACAACCGCCUGUCGCCCUCGCGAGACUUCAACAUGUCUGCCUCCCGGAAGCGCAAAGCUUCCGAGGAGCCCGACCACGACCGCAUGUCCACAUCGCCCACCAUCACCGGUCGGCAACUACCACCUCCACGCAGCAAGCGCACCCGCACAGGCGCUGCCCAAGGACGGCCACUCGCUCUACCUCGACUGCUAGAGACUCUCUCCGCAGACCAAAUGCGCCAACUCUUGCAAAACAUCUGCGACCAGCACCCAGAGCUUCAACAAGAGAUUGUGACCAAAGCUCCACGGCCUUCAGUCGAGUCUACACUGCAGGUCCUCAGCAAAUACGAAAACACAUUCCAGCAAGCGUUCCCGCUCGGCAACAGACCGACCUCAGACUACUCAUACAACCGCGUACGAACACAGCUACGAGAACUGAUCGAGGCUGUACGUGAGUACACUCCACAUUUCCUUCCGCCACAGGAGACAGCAGAUAGCAUAUCACUGCAAUAUCUCGACUCCGUCACCAAUAUGAUUCACCGAUUACCCGACUGGGAUACCUUUCAGCACCAGCGACACAAAAACGAAGCAUAUGACGAAAUUGCAAAGGCGUGGGCAUUGGUAAUCAAAGAAGCUGCGAAGCGAGCCGGCGGCUUCCACUUGCAAUUCGGAGGCUGGGAUCACAAGAUAGUGGAACACAACCAAAAGAGUGGCGGGAAGAUGGCGGAAGCAGUGAAUGAGGUCAACAUAGCUCUGGGCUUCAUGCAGCCAGCUUCCUCGUCGUCCUCACAGCAACCUCCUGGCGUCAGUGAAGAGCGUGCGAGUAUUCGCCAGCAGCUAUUCUCUGGCACUUACGGCGGCCAUCAACUUGGAAUCGGACAGCAUGGCUGGUAAAAGAUGAAAGAAAGAAGGGAGAGAGAAGUUUCAUUUGUAGAUGACCCGCCACUGUGCAUUUCUUUGCAGCGUUUUUCAGCAUCGAUUAUGGGAGGAAGAAGCAUUUGCGGGCGCUUGGAAUUUGAGAAGAUGGCGCAUGGUCAAUGCUCGGAGCUUGAUGACCUUUUUUUUCCUGCGCGCUCUGGGACAUGCUGGAGUUGCAAGGCAGGUGGCUGUUUCAAGUGCAAUAUUCUGUUUACUAGACACGGCCGAUACAACACACACGAGACGAGUGCGCAUUUGGUGAGGCGAAAGGAGAAGAACAUUGCCAUGAUCGUUUCAGAGAUCAAACUGUGAGAGAAGGCAGCAGCAGAAGCGAAGCUGUCCACCAUGAGUGACUUUCAUGUCAAUUCAGGAAGGGGAUGAGAGAGAAAGAGAAAUCAAAGCAGUUGACUAUCACUAUCGCAUGUUGUGCAGAUUUUACUUUCUCAUGCCUUUUGUUCAAGAACACCAUUCUCUCUGGUUUGUAUCGCUUUCCCAUGCCUCCCUAUCAGCCCGCCUCUAUAAUGCCGACUGCACUGCCCCAGAGAACACGCUGCUCUCGGAGAGGAGAGUAGCAAGUCUGUGUCGUGACGGCCGCGUACAGGAGACAUGUGAUCACAAGCGUGUAGUAGCUCCCACCU